Messenger RNA from Mercenaria mercenaria, 4018 nucleotides. RefSeq lists its product as uncharacterized. The transcript has 8 exons. Gene Ontology annotation, biological process: response to reactive oxygen species. The coding region runs from base 155 to 1231 and encodes 358 amino acids. The record is from RefSeq and is a predicted model, not a curated record. NCBI's taxonomy places the organism in Eukaryota, Metazoa, Mollusca, Bivalvia, Venerida, Veneridae. Gene Ontology annotation, molecular function: RNA ligase (ATP) activity.
UUUACUUACUAUGAGGACUUUGACGGACUUCGACCCAGGCUUCUAGCUUAGUUAGAGUAGCGUCCCUUUUACAAGAUGUCUGCGCCCAGGAGGACUUCAUUUUAAUUUUUGCAUAGAAGAAAUUUUUAUUUUACAUUGACUGGCAUUGAGUAAAAUGGAAGCUCUUGGAUCAGUCCAGCAGAAAGUGUCUUGUGUGUUUGAGACAACAGUGUUGAAUGAGCAGUCAACUAAACGGGAAAAUCAGUUUUACAAGGUUGUUGCAUCAGAGAGGAUCAAACAGAAGGCUAUAGAUAAUGAUAUUCAUACAGCUCUAGUCACUGAGAAACUGGAUGGAACCUGUGUCUAUAUUUCACAGUUUGAAGGCAAACCAUGGCUAUGGGCAAGGUAUGACAGAAAACCAACAAAAGGGGCUGAGAAAAGGUUCAAGAAAUUUCAACACCAGAAACAGAAACAACAGGGGUCAGAUGACAGGUCGAACAGAGCUAGUCAGUUUCAAUGGGACAUGGAUAAAGACUUUAAGGAAACACCGGAAUACUGGAUCCCAGCUUCAGGAGUUGAGAUCGUAGCUGGAUCUCCUGUACCAGAUGAUAUAGGUCACACUUCAGGCUGGGUACCAGUUAGUCCAUCAUCAAGACAACAAUGCUGGCACCUGUCAGCAGUAGAUCUGAACCUUGGUCUGGCCCUUGUACUAAGGGAGAUAGAUGACAGUGAUGAACUGUGUAUAGAUUGUCUACACAUGUCAGAACUAGAGGGACACACAGCAGAACUUGUUGGGACCAAUAUAAAUGGAAAUCCAUAUGGAAUUGGUAGUAAGAAGUUCCCCAUCCAUUUCUUGGUAAUACACGGGUCACUUAGGAUCAGAACUCCACCAGAAAUCCAGAUGAUGGCAAUUAAAAACUGGUUUCAAAAUGAGGUUCAAGUUGAAGGACUUGUUUGGCACUGUGCCAAUGGUACUCUGUUUAAGCUUCAUCGCAACCAUGUUGCAUUACCAUGGCCAGUAGAAUCACCAACCUUGACCAGACAGCGUGUAUCAGUUGCCGUGGAUACCACAAAAUACGAGUUAGACAACAAUGACAGUUUGAUAGCACAGUUUGGAAAAGUGUACGGUCAUACAUGUGAAUCUGUGAAAGACUUGAAAAAUUUAUUUAUGUCAGAGGAACAUGUCUCAACUGGGGUCGGUCCUCAGGAACAGAUUGGUUCCCAGACAAAAAUUAAUGUUACCAUGUCUUAGCAAAGGGAAUUUAUUUUGUAAUAUGUUUUGUAUUGUUAUAUCUUAUUGUUGUCAAGGUUGAUACUAAACAGGCCUUGGAUUUUUCAGGACUUGUCUAGUUUUCAGGCUCUUUGGCAGACAGAAUUUCCCUAUAUAAUUCAAUAAAAAGAAAAGAAAAUUUCAUGCUUUAAAAUGUAGAUUUUCAGGUUUUUGUUUUUAGCUCAAUGCCCGUCAUCCGUCUGUCAACAUUUUCUAAAAUAAAAUCUUCUUUUUGAAAACCAUUGGACAGAUUUACACCAAACUUCACAGGUAUGAUCCUUGGGUGGCCCCCUUCCAGAAUUGUUCCAAAAAUUGAAUUCUACACAGAACUGUGGUUGCAAUGAUAACCGAAAGAAAAAAAAUAUUAAAAAUCUUCUUGUCCAAAACUGCAGUGUGUAGAGCCUUGAUAUUUGGCAAGUGACAUCAUCUAUUAGUUCUGUAUGAAGAUUUUUCAAAUUAUGCCCCUGGGAUAAAAAGAGGCCCCACCCUGGGGAUCCCAAAUUUUACAUUGACUUAUAUAAGAAAAAACUUUAAAAAUCUUCUCGUCUAAAACUGCAAGGCAUAGAGCCUUGAUAUUUGGCAUGUGACCUCUAUGAAAUUUGUUCAUAUUAUGCCCCUUGGUGAAAAGAGGCCCCACACCGGGGGUCCCAAGUUUUACAUAGACUUACAUAGGAAAAAACAUUAAAAAAUCUUCUUGUCAUAAACCACAAGACCUAAGCCUUUGAUAUUUGGUAUGUAACAUUGCCUUGUGGUCCUCUACCAAGAUCGUUCAAAUUGCUACCCUGAGGUUUAAAGAGGUCCGGGAAUCCCAAGAUUUACAUAGACUUAUAUAGGAAGAAACUUUAAAAAUAUUCAUGUCUAAAAUUGCAAGGCCUAGACUUUUGAUAUUUGGUAAGUUUCAUUGCCUAGUGGUUUUCUACCAAAACAUGUUCCAAUUAUUCCCCUGAGGCGAAAAGAGGCCCUGCUCUUGGGGUCCCAAGUUUUCAUAGACACAUUGAAACAAAAUUAAAAAACUUUUGUUGUCUGAAAGUUCAAGGCCUAGGCCUUUGAUAUUUGUUAUGUAGCAUUGCCUGAUGGAUUGCUGACAGGUUUGUUCAAAUUAUCCCCCUAGGGUGAAAAGAGGUCCCGCCCCGGGGAUCACUUGUUAUAUAAGUUAUAUUGGAAAACUACUUCAAAAAUUAUCAGAUCAUAUUUCCUAGACUGUUCAAUUAUAAUUACCUGAUGACCCCAAGUGAUAAGGGUCGCUUAACUAUGACCUUGACCAACUGACCUACUGUCUUGUUUUUUAAUAUACAGCCUUGAAAUUCGGAUGACAUGUACAGUUUUGCACACCGAUCUUAAAACUGACUUUCAGUGACCAUAAAUGUGACCUACUGACCUUCUUUCUUAAUAUUUUAGCAUCAUGUUGGCUUUUGAAACCUCUAGCUCAUAUCACUCAGGUGAGCGAUCCAGUGUCAUCAUGACCCUCUUGUGACCCGGGCCUGUAACUUAUAUGGCUACAGAAAAACUCUGUAUUCAUGUGGAAAUCUUCUCUUAUUUGCAUUACACAAUAAUUGUCUUUGUUUCAGUGAACAUGAAGUUGAAAGUAUUUCUUGCUGUAAAAGACUAUAGGUUCACUCCCAGCCAGCAUGACUAUAUCGGCCCGAUAUAGGUAUAAUGUCGGAAUGUCGGCAAAAUGUGCCGAUGUAGGGCCGUUUGUGAAUGAGUGAGUGAGGUUUUACGGCGAAUCAACACAAAAUGAUCAAAUAUCGCCGAGAUCGGACCGUUGAACUGCCGCAAAAUAUUGAAAUUGGUAGAUCGACAUCAAUCAGUGUAACCGUUUCGUAAGUCGGAUUGACAUCGGGCCGAUAUUGGAUUCUCUAAUAUAGCUAUAUUUUUCAAAAUAUUAUUGAUAAACGUGAAAAAGUAAUCUUAUUGUUUUUGUGUGCUAAUUUAUUAAGCAAAUAUGAUGUAUGCCAGAAUUAAUCAAACUAGGUUCCAAACAAAAUUUGUAGACGGUAUUUAUCAAAAUCUUAUAUGUAAUAAAGGGAGAUGCAUUUUUAUUUUAUGUUGAAUGCCGCCGUAGAAAUAUUUAUAUUUACAAAAAAAAAACGAAACUAUAAAUAUGUUUAAAAUUCUAAUUGAACAAUUUUGAUAGUGUUAAGAAUAUACAGAAAACUUAAGUAACUGUAUAAAACAUGUAGUAUAUUGUUGUGAAAAUAUUUUAAUAUCAAUAAAAUCAAAUAACCACCAUACACAUGAUGAAAGACACAUCUGUUCUCAAGUAAAUUACUCUGAGAAUUUAUAAAGUGUAUAUUUGAAGGAAAUUUGAUGAAACACUGCGUGUCACACUAUUUCGCGACAACGAUAUGAUCUGCUAAUAUUGGGCCGAUAUCAUUUUGAUGUUGGCCAAAUGUCGUUUGCCAAUGUCGGACCGAUGUCAUUAUGAUGUUGGCCCGAUAUCGUCUGCUGACGUCGGGCCGACAUCAUUCCUAUUUGCAGCUGAUAUCGGGCCGUUAUAAACAACGACGUCGGUUUGAUAUCGGGCCGAUAUAGAAUGCUGGCUGAGCUUUAACAUGCAUUUUACCUAUGUUUUGAAAUGGACGGAAUACUUUACUUGUACAAAAUUACUAUAAAUUCCAUAUAAAUACCACCAUACAGAUAAAUAAAAAUACAGCAUGUACCGUACUGAUAAAUAUCAAAGGGAAAUUGCAUAUUUCAUAGUCUAGCUUUUUGAAAUAUUGUUUUUAUCUGUUUUUAAUUGAAGAUGUAAUAAAAUACUUGUUUAAA